This is a messenger RNA of Temnothorax curvispinosus, 4189 nucleotides long. RefSeq names its product WD repeat domain phosphoinositide-interacting protein 2 (gene Atg18a). The record is from RefSeq and is a predicted model, not a curated record. NCBI's taxonomy places the organism in Eukaryota, Metazoa, Arthropoda, Insecta, Hymenoptera, Formicidae. The transcript has 11 exons. Gene Ontology annotation, biological process: nucleophagy; protein lipidation; protein localization to phagophore assembly site. Gene Ontology annotation, molecular function: phosphatidylinositol-3,5-bisphosphate binding; protein binding; phosphatidylinositol-3-phosphate binding. The coding region runs from base 453 to 1886 and encodes 477 amino acids. Gene Ontology annotation, cellular component: phagophore assembly site membrane; extrinsic component of membrane; cytosol.
CCGUUCCGGCCUGUUCCGGCCAGCAGCUGCGACUGUCAGCUGUUCGAUAUGGAACGAUAGCAAAGCAAGCAAAGUGCAGUCACUUGUAGGAGUCGGCCGUCGUCGGACACAGCCAGGAUCGAGCCCCGGAGCCGAAAGCAGAGGCAGGCAGCCAGCGUAGCGGACGAGCGCGUGUCCCUCUCUCUCUCGCUCGUUACCAGCGCGCGAGCGGGACAGACGGCGGGGGCGGACGGCGCCGACAGCGAAGGGGGAGAGGUACUCGGCUCGAGGUGCGCGAGGUACCCGCGCUGCGCGUACCGAGCGCUCGUACGCGAGCACCCGCGGACGGCGCAGACGAGAGAAGAAAGAAGUUUACGUUUAUACGGGAGAGCGUGUGGGCCGUGUGGCGUGUGUUCCUCUCGCGCGCGCGCGUACGCACGUAACACGCACGGACGCACGUGCCGCCGAGAUUUAUGCGAGAGAUCCCGCGCGAGAUCAACCUGGAUGUAUUAACGCAAGGGCUAAGGUACAGCAUAUCAGGACUCAUGAACCUCGCGGCGAACCAGACGUCCGACACGACGUCCGACGCGCAGAGCAACGGGCCAUACUUCGUCAACUUCAAUCAGGACUGCACGUCCUUGGCGGUGGGAUCGAAGUCGGGAUAUAAACUUUAUUCCAUCAGCUCCACUGGGCAUCUUGAGAAAAUAUAUGAAAAUGAUGAUGCAGACUUCGAGGACAUAUGCAUCGUCGAGCGAUUGUUCAGCAGUAGCUUGGUGGCAAUCGUUAGUCUUAAAUCCCCUCGGACGCUUACGGUGUGCCACUUUAGGAAAGGGACAGAAAUAUGUAACUACAGUUACUCAAAUACAAUUUUGGCUGUGAAACUCAACAGAGCGAGAUUGGUGGUGUGUCUGGAGGAAUCGCUAUACAUUCACAAUAUACGAGAUAUGAGAGUGUUGCACACAAUUCGCGACACUCCGCCUAAUCUUACAGGUCUUUGCACACUUUCGCCAAAUAGCGACAAUUGUUAUGUAGCUUACCCAGGAUCGAAUACGAUUGGGGAAGUCCAGAUAUUUGACGCAAACCAUCUUCAAGCCAAAACAAUGAUACCUGCGCACGAUAGUCCAUUGGCAGCGAUCGCUUUCAGCUCGAACGGCACCAAAGUGGCGACAGCCUCUGAAAAGGGCACUGUGAUUAGAGUCUUUGACGUUCACGAGGGUACAAAGUUAUUCGAAUUUCGACGCGGAGUUAAGAGAUGCGUCACGAUAAACAGUCUUUCAUUCAGUAUGGACUCCAUGUGGCUCUGUUGUUCCAGUAACACGGAAACUGUGCAUAUAUUCAAGCUGGAGGAACCAAAGGAAACGCCAAACAAACAAACUGCAGACGAAGCACAAAGCUGGAUGGGAUAUUUGACGAAGGCUGUGACAGCGUCGGCUACAUACUUGCCGUCGCAAGUGACUGACGUUUUUACUCAAGGACGUGCUUUCGCUAGUGUUCACCUACCGUUUCAAGGUUUAAAAAAUGUCUGUGCCAUCACUGUUACACAUAAAGUACCAAAACUGUUAGUAGCUAGCGCCGACGGUUACUUAUACGUCUAUUCCGUGGAUCCAACAGAAAGUGGAUGUUGCACCCUUAUAAAACAACACAGAUUAGACGAUAAAGAGCGGGAUGAAUCAGAUUGUGGCGGUUCUGGUUCAGGGACAGCAGCUACCGCGAAUAAUACAAAUACAGCCUGCAUAAAUAGCUACGCGGGUGUGUUGCGUGGCCGCUCGCCAGACUCCAUGUCAGGUACUGAGUCAGAGAAGUAUCAAGAGAUGAUAGCAGCGACGGAAAGCCCACCAAAAGGCGGCGGCCCGUUUCGUCUGGACGACGAUACCGAAUUCCCACCUGUCACGCAAAGGACAGACUGAGCGUAACACACACAAUUAAGGCAUAUCAAAAGCUCAAGCCGAACGGAAAUGAGAGAAAAGCCGUGCAAGAGCAACGAAAAGGCAAACGAGGGGCAUAGAGUGCAGAGGACGUCCAGUAUUUACAGGCGACCGUAUAUCCAGUACUCCGAGUUCAAUAGAACCAAAAACAAACAAAAAAAAAUCUGUAGACGUUGUUACCGAGAUUGUCACAUACCUUGUACGCGUUAAAGAUUUAAAUGGAAUGUGCACGCUAAUCGUCAGGGAGAUCGGUCUUUGAUAUGCGUACAAGAGAGAGAAGUACCCCAAAGGGGUAGCACUCUCGGUUUAUAUUACUGAGCUCGCGGAUUUUUAAGCGAAAUUUCUUUCGUUAGUUAACUAGGCAUUGCAUUUGCAAAAGUAAUGCAAUAUAUCGCGCGGGGAAUAUAGUAAUCCAAUGAUAACGAUUUUGAAGCGUUUACCGCAGGAAUUGUGUAAUGUAUCGUAUCUUUCACGAACACAGAGGCUAUAGGAGCAUGAAGUAUCGUACUUCUACAUUCUAAUAUUUCUGUGUUUUAUAUGAAGUACCUUAUACAGAAAACGUGCGUUUUUUAGCCUGAGAUGUAGCCUCCAAUAUCGGAAAUCAUGGACCAGUGUAAUUAAAUUAUUUUACUUUGACGAAAUGCCAUGUUCUAAGCGAUUCAGAAAAGCGACAGUUAUUAUUUGUCUGGAUUUUCAUACAUACACGAUGUAUAUUUUACCAAAAAAUUAUUUUAGUUUUAAGAGCACUGACGAUGAAAAGUUGAUAAGUACAAAGAUAUUCAGUCUGCUUGGCUAAUUGAUGAAAACCAAUAUAAUCUAUUAGAAGAUUAUGCAAUUUUUUUUUAUAAAUAGACGAACGUGAAACUGAUCUCAUCCAAAUUCUGACAUAUCCCGAGUAAUGUAUUUUAAAUAUAAAUUCGCAUGUUAAGUAAUUAUGUUCAUUGAUGUUUACAUCAUUGCCUCAAAAUCGAUAUAAACAGAAUUGGAUUUAUGCUUCCUACCCCAUUAUAGAAACUAUACAAAGCGGCAGGAUGUAUUUUUGCUGUGUUUAAAACACACGAUUGAAUCUGCGACACAGCUCACACCUGUUUCAUUGGAUUGCUAUAUUUUUUAUGGUAAAAUCUUUGUCUUCUUUGUGUUCAACAAAGAAAGCUCAUCUUUGCGAGGUAAAGAUGUAAAGACAUAUAAAUAUGUGUGGUAAAUUGUCGAACGAUGAGCUUCAGCUGUAAUUCUUGUAUAAAAUGUAAGAUCUUUUGACAUACGUUAGCUUCUUGUAAUAGAAGAAUGUAAAACACGAUCAGGAGGUUGUAUAAUUUUGCCAAAAAAACGAAUAUCAAUUUUGUAACGAUAUGAUGCUUUGUUGGCAUUUAGAAUUCAAGAAGUACUUCAGUCUUUACGUGACAAAUACGAGACGAUGAAGUAACGACAAAUGAUAACAGAAACAAGUAUAAGAUAUUUAAAAAUGUGGGGGGAAAAAAGGAUUCAUUCCAUCUUUCUUAAAAUCUGAAAACGUUUUAAAAAUUAUUCACAUUAUCUCGUAUCAACAGGAUAAGUUUCAAAACUACGCGUGCUGAAUUUUAAUUCGAUGAGAGUUUUGUAUCUGUUAUUAUCAGACAUCAUAUGCUGUAUAUCUUAAUGCUUUAAAUCAGAUUAUCAUGUGUAUAAUAUGUAAUCGUAUCGAAUGUGCAAUAAGUCUCUUUGAGCGCUUUUUCGAAUCGAUUAUCGAAAAUUGUCAUGACAUGUAAUUUGUAUAAAUAGCUAAUUAACAGUAGGAACAGAGAAUCUUCGGUUUGCGUUUUCGUUUAGUACCGAACUUCGUUAGCAAUCGUUUGACUGCGAAUAAAAUCUCUCCAUUGAUCGGUGCCAAUUUACCGGAAUAGAAAGACGACACUGGCGCUGGCGAAGAUAUUUGGUCGUUGUAUAAAUUAAGUGAGGUACAGCCACGUUUUCUUUUUCAUUGAUUCUUCGUAGCGUAUUGUGUAAUUUAAUGGAUCUUAUAAUAUAUCUCGGAUUACAAUAGGAAGUUUCUCUCUUUCGUGUGAACCGAGGUAUUCGACGCGAUCGCGAGUAUGUCAGUAUCGUAGAUCCAUAAAUGUGUCAUGUCGUUACGGCGGUUUUAUACUAACGAGUUUUAUUUGGUAAAUAGUCUUACUUUUAUAAAGAUAAAUAAAAGCGUUAAAAUAACCAAUGUACAUAUGAACGUGCUAAGGCUUAAGCUUUGAACGUCAUUGCGUAUGAAGUUUCUUAUUAACACACGUGAUUGUGCUGGUCUGCAAAUGAAAAAA